UUUAAUGUUGUGUCUAUGCGAUUAGACUCACAGACGACGUGUACUCUUGAGACUGUGAAUGAUCUUGUCCGUCGUUACUCUUCGUGGUGCAGUCACCUACCGGCCUGCCGACGUGGCGGGGCGGAAGAAGAGCUGCUGGCUGACACCAGGCGGAUCACCAUGUCCCAAGCUGCUGCCCCCUCUGACGCAGACCCCUCUGCUGACAUCACCCCUCCACCCACCCAGUCCCCUCACACUGACCAGGGCUCCUGUCAGGAUGUCCCAGAAGCCCUUGCACCGCCCUCGGCCCCUCUGCAGCCUCCUUUGAUCCCUGAGAGUGUCGUCCUCCUGCAGUCCAGCGAGGAGAAGACCACAGAGGACACCACCACCACCACCAAGACUUCAGAGGGUCCGACUGACCAACCGGAGCCUCCCUCUGAGGGUCAGCUGGUCGAAUGUGACCAACCAGUGAGUCUGGAGCCAGACGCUGUAGAGGAGGACGUGGAGAGGUCACUUCAGGAGAAAGAAAAAGGUUGGGGUGGUUGGAGUUCAUGGGGAAAAUCACUUCUGAGCAGCGCCACCUCCUCAGUCGGUCAGAGCCUGACCUCAGUCAAGACGAAGGCGGGAGAAGCUCUGCGUCUCCACAGGACCUCGGUCGGAGAGGAGGCGCGAGAAGAGGAGGAGGGAGCGGAGGAGAAGAGAGAAGGAGGUGAAAGUGGAGAGACUGACCUGUCCAGCUCUGGGGAGUCCUCUGCGAGAGCUGCAGCUCCUGGCAGGGGCGUCUUCUCCACGAUCACACACGCUGUGCAGAACACAGGUAAGUCCGUGAUCAGUGGAGGUUUGGAUGCCUUGGAGUUCAUUGGAAAGAAGACCAUGACUGUUCUCGCUGAGAGUGACCCGGGUUUCAAAAAGACCAAGACCCUGAUGCAAAAGACUGCAUCACUGAGUCAGAUGUUGAAAGAAGCCAAAGAGAAAGAGCGGGCACGUCUGGGCAACCAGCCAAUCAGUGUGCCCACAGCUCACUACGGUAUUCUGUUUGACGACUACCAGGGCUUGUCACACCUCGAGGCCCUGGAGAUCUUGUCCAAUGAGAGUGAGGUCAAGGUCCAAGCUUUCCUCUCCUCCCUGGAGGAAGAGGAGCAGGAGGGGGUGAAGAAGGAGCUGAUUUUGAUUAAGGACAUCUUCAUCCAGCGGGAGGAAGAGGAGGGAGGAGAGGAAGAGGAAAAAGAAGAAGAAGAUGGAGAAGGAGGACAGACGAAGGAUAACGGUGAUCUAAGUUCCCAAUUACACUGUUCUACCCCCUUAUCGGCUGAUGGCGAGGAGUUUGUGAGCGUUCUCACUGAGCUAUUGUUUGAGCUUCAUGUUGCUGCCACGCCAGACAAACUCAACAAGGCUCGGAUGAGGGCCCAUGAAUGGGUGAGCGAGGUGGAACAGCCUGUCACUACAGAGACGGUUGGCAGGGAAACGGAGGACCAGCCGGGAGGAGAUGCCUCACCUGGAGAGAACGAGCAAGAGGAGAAGAAGAAAGACGGGGAGGAGAAGGGGGAGAGAAAGAGCGAGGGGGAGGAGAUGAAGGAAGGAGAGGAAGAAAAAGAGGAGAAAGAGAAAGACCCCAAAUCUGUAGAGGUUGUCUACCUGUCAUCAGUCGGCAGUCUGGCAGAAGUGACGGCUCGCAGUAUUGAGCAGCUCCACAAGGUGGCAGAGCUAAUCCUCCACGGCCAGGAGCUGGAGAAACCAGCCAAAGACCAGGCACACAUCCUCACCAGGUUGACAUGCGCCAUGUGUAAGGAGGUGGAGUGUUUGGCCAAGAAGUUCUCUGAUACACUGCUUCUUGUUGGGGGCCAGAGGAAAGCAGAGGAGUUGAAUCCACUGGUAGAUAGUGUGCUGCUAGAGGGCUCCAACAGUAACAACUACAUCCAGAAUGCAUUUCAGCUGCUUCUGCCUGUCCUGCAGAUCUCCCACAUCCAGAGCCAGCACUGUCGGUCCACCACAGAACCAGACGCACAGACACAGCACUAACACUCACACUCACACACACUCACACACGCGCUACCUGCUCACCUGCUUGUCUUAAUGUAUCUAUUGUUGUACAGUAAAGAGAAUAGAUUAUUCCAGAUGAAGUGCUUUAAAUCUCCAUUAAGUGCCAUAGCAACAGGCAGAAGAUGUUUUAUAUAUACAUAAUAUAAUCUUAAAGAUAACAAUUUAACAAGUAGUUACACGUAGAAGUGACCCACAUGUAUGUAUGUGUACGUGUGUCUCUUCCUCGUUGUAUCUCUGAUUGUUAUUUUGACUCUAUUUAGCAGUUGAUUUUUUUGUGUUGAGGAACCAAAUAACGUUCAGAGCUAAUUCGAGCUCAGCUGUGACUGAUUCUAACCAACCAAGAUGUUUCUCUUUUGUCUCCAAAGGCUAAACCAAAAACAGAAAAUUACUGAUUGUGUUGAAGGGACUCUACGUUAAUGUAUGUUAAGUUUCUUUGCACUCCUUAUGGUCCAUUGUUAUUUCAAUAGAAAGAGCAUUGGCUGACACUAGUGAAGUUGCUCUAAUCUGGUUUGAGACAAAAUGCCAGUAUUAGUGAUUAUACACUAUGCUUGUUUUUUUUAUGUUAAAUUAUAUGAAGAAACACUACCUUAUAUUUUACUCUUAUGCAGUUUGAUUUGAAAGAAAAAUCUGAUCUUCAUACUUUAAAUUAGGAAAUAUUUAGUUCUCCUUCUCCCUUCUCGUGUACAUUGACAAUGUAAUGUAGGUGAAUUCAUCUCUAAUUAUCUUUUGUUGUGCUGCUACUAAAUGAAUCGCUUUCAUGCAAGAGUUAGAUAAGAUCGAUAACCGCUCUCAUAUCUGUAUGAUAAACAGAAACUUACACCCAGCAGCUGUUUAUAGAUUAACACAGAGACUAGAAACAGCUAGCCUGGUUCUGUACAAAUAUAUUUUAUUAGCACAUUGUAUCGUCGUCAUAAACAAUGUUACAGGGGGUAAUGUGCAGGAAGUAGUACAGAUUUAAACCUGCAGUAACUGAACUUUUGGCUACUUGGGUUCAGCAGAAAAAAGAUGAAUUUCAUUAUACAACUAUGAGUUGUAAAUUACAGUUAAAUAACCUUGAAUCCUUGAUAUGGUGAACAGUUAAACAAUAAGCUGAAACUCAGUAUAAAGCUCCAUAAAGCAGAGGGGAGCUGCAGAUACAGGUGGUAAUUCUUUGUAGGUUCAUCAUUACGAGCGACCCCUUUCACAUUGUGAUUUGAUACGUUAUCAUAAAAAAUAAAUAUAUUAUAGCCACUUUAACAAACAAGAUAUACUGGUAAUGUGUUGAUUAGUGAUGGUGGAUGUUGAUACCUCUGGAGAGAGUCAGGCUAACUGGCUGCUAGCUACAUAUUUACCAUACAGAUGUGAAAUGGUAUCGAUCUGCUCAUCUAACUAUUGGCAAGAAAGGAAAUGAGAGAAUCUGAACACCUUGAUGAAGACAUGAGAUAUGUGGGUGUUUUUGUAUUCCAACUUUCCCUGAAUAAAAGUUUUUAAUGCUGACAGGAUUUAGAUUCAGAUACUUCUUGCCCCCCGGAGGUCUAUAUCUCAUCUCCCAUUUUCCUUUUUUCCCUUUUUCUUCAACCACCUGUGGAGUUUCAGCAGCAGUCCAACGAUGCUGCAGUGCAUAUGUUUUUUAAUAUCCAGUGUUAAAUUGGCUCUAAGCUUCCAGCCCCCAGAUACAUUGAUCUCUGAAGAGAUAAAGUACUUGCUUCCCCUUCUUUACUUUACUUUACUUCCUUUUGGAGAUAAACUGACAGUGGCAAGAAAGAUAUUAAGCAAAGAAAAUAUAUUUCUGUCCUGUUGUAAUUGUUUUGGCUCCUUUCAGCUAGAGCCAGAUGAGGUAAGGCUGUUUACCAGCUGUGGUCUUCACCCUACAAAUGAUUUGUAAUGCUGAAUGAAAAAUGUUUGAGAGCCAAGUCAUUUAUUGUUAGGUUUGGACAGGUUACUAAUGUAAUAAGAUUCCCUUCUAAUAAAGUGCCCUAAGACUGUUUGAGGAUGACAUGUUGAAAAUAAAAAUAUUUUAACCAUC
Molecule: messenger RNA, 4024 nt
Organism: Dicentrarchus labrax (European seabass)
Lineage: Eukaryota; Metazoa; Chordata; Actinopteri; Moronidae
Gene: fam114a1
Product: family with sequence similarity 114 member A1
Exons: 13
Coding region: 16-1998 (660 amino acids)
Source: RefSeq, a predicted model, not a curated record